AUGAAUGCAGAUCGUGACAAUAAAGACGAUGAUUUACAAAUACAGGAUUUUUCCAAAGGACUUUAUGAUUUAAAAUUGCCAAAAAAAUCGACUUUAUUUCCCAGAUUUAAACCUAUUCCAAAAGAAAAAAAAUAAACUAGAUGGGAAAAAUUCGCUGAAGAAAAAGGAAUUAUUAAACGAAAAAGAGGGCGAAUGGUUUAUGAUAAGAUAACAUAAGAUUAUGUACCUAGAUGGGGAGCUAAUUCAAUAAAGAAAAUAGAAGAAAAAAAUAAUCCAAUUAUCGAAGUAAAAAAAAUGAAGAUCCUUAUGAAGAUCCUUUCGUUAGAAAAAAUUAGAAAAAAAAUUCUAUAAGAAAGGUAAAAAUUAAAUGAAAUUAAAAAUAAAAUGGAAGCCAAAGGACAUAAUCUGCGUGAAUUAACUAAGGGAAAACAAAAACUUAAAUAAGAUAAAAAACUCGUAGCUAAAAAAUUAUAGGUCGCUUAAAAUUCUACUAGAUCUAUGGGAACUUAUGAUUAAAAAGCUCAUAAAGAUGAAGUCUAAACUAAAACUAAAAAAAGAAGAAUUAAUCCAGAGUUUACUAAUUUUAAAGAAGAAAAAAAAAGAAAUAUGGAUAUUUUAGAUUUCAUAUAAAAAGGAGAUAUUGUUAAAAAAUUAAAAAAAAAUUGA
Messenger RNA from Ichthyophthirius multifiliis, 666 nucleotides. RefSeq names its product ribosome biogenesis regulatory, putative. Gene Ontology annotation, biological process: ribosomal large subunit export from nucleus; ribosome biogenesis; endonucleolytic cleavage in ITS1 to separate SSU-rRNA from 5.8S rRNA and LSU-rRNA from tricistronic rRNA transcript (SSU-rRNA, 5.8S rRNA, LSU-rRNA). The transcript has a single exon. Gene Ontology annotation, molecular function: protein binding. Gene Ontology annotation, cellular component: preribosome, large subunit precursor; nucleus; nucleolus. The record is from RefSeq and is a predicted model, not a curated record. NCBI's taxonomy places the organism in Eukaryota, Ciliophora, Oligohymenophorea, Hymenostomatida.